CAUUCUCUGUUCAAAGCUCAUAAUUAAUAAACUCCGAUUAAAAAUGGAUCAAGCGGAGCUUGCCCGGAUAUUCCAAAUGUUCGACAGGAACGGUGACGGCAAAAUCACGAAGCAAGAGCUGAAUGAUUCAUUGGAGAAUCUAGGAAUCUACAUUCCAGACAAAGACUUGGUGCAGAUGAUCGAGAAGAUUGAUCUCAACGGUGAUGGCUACGUGGACAUCGAAGAGUUUGGAGGGUUGUACCAGACGAUAAUGGAGGAAAGAGACGAGGAGGAAGACAUGAGAGAGGCUUUCAACGUGUUUGAUCAGAACCGGGACGGGUUCAUCACGGUGGAAGAGCUAAGAUCUGUGUUAGCUUCCUUGGGGCUCAAGCAAGGAAGAACCCUAGAGGAUUGCAAGAGGAUGAUAAGCAAAGUCGACGUUGAUGGAGAUGGCAUGGUGAAUUUCAAGGAGUUUAAACAAAUGAUGAAAGGUGGUGGAUUUGCCGCCUUAGGAUCAAACUUGUAAAAAGGAAAACUCAUUUUUCGGGUUCGGGUUUGAGACCCAAAAUCAUUGGUUUUUUCCCUUCGGAAUGAUUAUUAGGGCAAAACCACGAAAGCGAUUAAUGUAUUUGCAAAAGAAAAAGCUCAACAAACUUUGUGAGCUUUG
This is a messenger RNA of Arabidopsis arenosa, 646 nucleotides long. Lineage: Eukaryota; Viridiplantae; Streptophyta; Magnoliopsida; Brassicales; Brassicaceae. The record is from the annotation of a GenBank genome assembly.